Gracilinanus agilis (Agile Gracile Mouse Opossum) is the source of this 669-nucleotide messenger RNA. RefSeq names its product adenine DNA glycosylase-like. Lineage: Eukaryota; Metazoa; Chordata; Mammalia; Didelphimorphia; Didelphidae. Gene Ontology annotation, molecular function: adenine/guanine mispair binding; oxidized purine DNA binding; 8-oxo-7,8-dihydroguanine DNA N-glycosylase activity. Gene Ontology annotation, cellular component: nucleus. Gene Ontology annotation, biological process: mismatch repair; base-excision repair. The transcript has 5 exons. The record is from RefSeq and is a predicted model, not a curated record. The annotation marks the transcript as partial.
UGGCGCCAGGACCUCGGCGUGGCCAACUUUCCCCGCCAGCCUCCCCGCAAAGCCCCCCGGGAGCAGCGAGUGGCCGUCUGUGUCCUUCAGCAGCCGGGCUCCGAGACCGGCCUCUUCCUCCUGGUGCAGAGGCCAAAGUCAGGCCUAUUGGCCGGCCUCUGGGAGUUCCCCUCCGUGCCAGCCGAAGGCCCCGAGGCCCUCCAGCGCCAGGCCCUUGGGAAAGCCCUGAGGACCUGGGUGGAUCGUCCCCUUCCCCUGAAGAGCCUGCGGCACCUGGGUGAGGUGGUCCAUGUUUUCUCCCACAUCCGACAGACCUACGUGGUGUAUGGCCUGGCCCUGGCAGAACCCCUCCAGGGCCUUCCCCCCUCAGGUGCCCGCUGGGUGACCCAGACUGAGUUCCAGGCUGCAGCCGUCCCCACAGCCAUGAAGAAGGUUCUCCGGCUUUUUGAGGGCCAGCGCUCAGGCCAAGGGAAGGCCUCCAAAAGGUCCCAGGAUUCUGCUUCUAGCCGCCAGCUGACCCUCAAUGCCUUUCUCAAGCCAACUUCUACCCCCUGACUGGCCCCCCUGCCAGGGCCCCUGGCAGCUGCCCCUCUCCCUCUCCCUCCCACCUGGCUGCAGGUCAGCAAUGAGAUUCUUGUUGUGUAAAUAAAGCUGCUUUUUUAAAGACUC